Molecule: messenger RNA, 504 nt
Organism: Caenorhabditis remanei
Lineage: Eukaryota; Metazoa; Nematoda; Chromadorea; Rhabditida; Rhabditidae
Exons: 3
Coding region: 1-504 (167 amino acids)
Source: RefSeq, a predicted model, not a curated record
AUGAAUUCUAGUGUUCUCAUUUUGAUUGCAACUAUAUUUUUGAUUCGAGUGAAUGCAGACAUCCAACUCGGAUGCAAAUCAGACCCGCUGCCAGAGGCUAAUGGAAUGUGUCCAGAUGGAUACACAAAAAUAACAGCAGGGGGUUGUUGUCCAGAUGGCGAUGUUUACAUCAUCCCUGUUACCACUACAACCACAACUACCUUGGCGCCUACCACCACCACAACCACUUCUUCCGGAACAUGUCAGGAUAAACUAAACCCAAAAACUGGAGUCAGUGACUGUCCCGGAAUGAAAGCAUACUGUAACAAUCCGGCCUACGUGAAUGUGAUGAAAGAUCAAUGCCCGAUGACUUGUGGAUACUGUACCGGCCCGAGCACCUGCGUCGACAAAAUCAACCCACAGACUGGUGUUAGUGACUGCCCCGGAAUGAAAGCUUACUGUAACAACCCAAUCUAUCAUGACGUCAUGAAGGAUCAGUGUCCAAAGACUUGCGGUUAUUGUUGA